AUGUCUCCCGAAUCCUCUCUCUCACGUGACCUAACUUGUCCCCGAUCGGGUCACGGCGGCUAUCCGGUCACCCACUUUUGGCGAUUCGCCAACGGUGCGGUCUAUUUCGAGGCCAAAGGUCAGCAUGACCACCCUCGGCCAGCGCUCAAGUCGUUCGGAGUGCAUGAGGCUGAGGUGACCGAUCUCGACGAUCCGGUCGCCGAGGCCCCGCCACCCCUCGGACUCGCUUCAGAGACGACCAAUCCGGCCGGUCUGUCCGUCGACACGCUCGACGAGACGACCACCGCCUCUUUGUCCGGCCGUCAUGCCGUUCCGCUUGACCGACUCGCCGGUCGUCCUGGCCACAACCGACGCGGCGCCAGCGUCGCUUUCGACGUUGAUGUCGCUGUCGCUGUCGCCGUCGCCUCAGCAACUGGAGCAACUCAUGGCGUCAACUGCAGUCCGUCACGCGCGUCGGUAUGUAAAACCGGCGGGGCGGGACGGUCAAGUCGCUGCGCGUCUGGUCGCGGGGCCGGACGUAACGGACGCUGGAGCUCGAAUCUCGCGGUUGCCGCGUCACUUCAAGCUCUACGCGGAACCGGCGGCCAUUCGGUCGCCGAAGCUACUGGUCCGCCGCUACUGGGCACCGCGACGCCAGGUUACGAGAAAGACUGGCCGAAGAGAGACUCGAGCCUGGGCCCAGCAAGUGAGGCAACGAGUGACCGAGGCGAGCAGUUGCCAGUAAAGCCAAUCAACAGCUGGUCUUCUGGUGGAACUGACCUUCGAAUCUCUUCACCCAACACUUCUACUCGAAAUGGAAGUAAUCCCAACAUUUAUUUGUUCUCGCUACCGCAUACCGCUUUGUUGGCAGGCAGGUAG
Messenger RNA from Protopolystoma xenopodis, 858 nucleotides. The record is from the annotation of a GenBank genome assembly. NCBI's taxonomy places the organism in Eukaryota, Metazoa, Platyhelminthes, Monogenea, Polystomatidea, Polystomatidae.